UCUACUUUCUUGCUGCCUCACUGAAAUUGCAUGGCCUAAACGAAUGAAUAUUUUUAUGAGGCGCCUUGCACCAGAGAUGGGCCAGGACCAAACCAAGCAGCAGAUAGAGAAGGGCCUGAGGUUGUAUCAGUCCAAUCAGACAGACAAAGCCCUGCAUGUGUGGACAAAAGUGCUGGAGAAGACCUCAGAUCCCGGAGGGAAGUUUCGGGUGUUGGGGUGCCUGAUCACAGCUCACUCAGAGAUGGGAAAAUAUAAAGAUAUGCUCAAGUACGCCCUCGAUCAAAUCGACACAGCCAGAGAGAUGGAGGACCCAGACUACCUGACGGAGGGCUACCUGAACUUGGCGCGCAGCAACGAGAAGCUGUGCGACUUCCAGAAAACGGUUUCCUACUGUAAGACCUGCUUAAACAUGCAGGGCACCACUGUGAGUCUGCAGCUCAACGGACAGGUAUGUCUUAGCAUGGGCAACGCCUUCCUGGGCCUCAGUGUCUUCCAGAAAGCUUUGGAGAGCUACGAGAAGGCCCUGCGCUACGCACACAACAAUGAUGACAAGAUGCUGGAGUGCAGAGUCUGCUGCAGUCUGGGAAACAUCUACGUCCACCUCAAGGACUAUGAGAAAGCCCUGUUCUUCCCCUGCAAAGCAGCUGAGCUCGUCAAUGACUACGGCAAGGGCUGGAGCCUAAAGUAUCGAGCCAUGAGCCAGUACCACAUGUCUGUAGCCUACAGGAAACUGGAGCGCCUGCCAGACGCCAUGGAGUGCUGUGAGGAAUCUAUGAAGAUUGCUCUGCAGCAUGGUGACCGUCCUCUGCAGGCUCUGUGCUUACUGAACUUUGCAGACAUACACCGCUGCAGGCGUGACACUGAUAAAGCAUUCCCUCGUUACGAGUCUGCACUGGCUAUCAUGACUGAGAUUGGAAACCGUCUUGGACAAUCGUAUGUCUACCUGGGCGUUGCAAAGUGUUGGCUUCUGCAGAAAGAAUUUGACAAGGCUCUUGAUUCUUUGCAGCGAGCACAGGAGUUAGCCGAUGGAAUGGGAAACAAGCUGUGCACACUGAAGGUUCACUGCCUGAGCGAGGGGAUUUAUCGAAGCCGGGGGCAGCAGGAGGAGCUCACAGAGCAGGUGGUGAAGUUCCUCCAGUGUGUCGAGGAGCUGGAGCUCUACUGUGGCAUGUGUGGAGAGUCCAUCGGGGACAGGGACCAAAAGCUGCAGGCCUUGCCCUGUUCCCACAUUUUCCAUCUCAGGUGUCUGCAAACAAACGGAACAAAAGGUUGCCCUAAAUGUUUCAAAUCCUCCAUGAAGCCUGGAUUUGUGUGAUUGUGAGACGGUGUUUGUGCGUUGGAUCUGCAGACACAGCGUGAUGCCUCACAGGCUCCUGACUGAUCUGAGAGAAGCAGGCAGCCUCAGGAUGUGCUGAAGAUGUUUGAGGAGUCUGCUCUGUGCAGAGGAUGCUGAACUGAACCCAGAGUGUCUCAGAGUGCGGCUCUGCGGACGCAAUUAAGGCGUCCAUCUUAUUUACAGACACCAGUCUGUGAUUGACUGAAGCCGACUGAAGAGGUAUAAAUGACAGAGUUACAUUUCAAUAUAAGCUGAAGAAGAAAGAACCUAUAGUGUCUCUGUCGACUGGCUAUUUGUUGCAGAAUUUAAACAGAGAGGAGUAUGUACCGUCCAAAGAGCAGUUAUAACUUGGUGUAUUUGUUAUUUAGUGCAUUAGAAUUGUUUAGUUAAAAUGAGAAUUGAAAUCUCGGUAAUCUUAGUCACAGGGUUUGUCUUUCAAA
This is a messenger RNA of Seriola dumerili (greater amberjack), 1776 nucleotides long. RefSeq names its product receptor associated protein of the synapse (gene rapsn). The coding region runs from base 44 to 1315 and encodes 423 amino acids. The record is from RefSeq and is a predicted model, not a curated record. Gene Ontology annotation, molecular function: protein-membrane adaptor activity; acetylcholine receptor binding. Gene Ontology annotation, biological process: chemical synaptic transmission. The transcript is spliced from 8 exons. NCBI's taxonomy places the organism in Eukaryota, Metazoa, Chordata, Actinopteri, Carangiformes, Carangidae. Gene Ontology annotation, cellular component: synapse.